AUGGCCGCCCAGAUCACUAUGACUCCCGUAGUUGCGCCCCCUGAGAUGAAGAAGGAUCCCAUCUACGAUCCAGGCAAAUACGUUCCUCCAGCUGGAAAGCUGAACUUGCCCCUCCGUACUCGCCCCAAGGGUGUAGAAGGAACCAAUGGAGCUCUGCAUCAUCCCAACUCCGAUUUUGCCAGCCUUGCUCGAGAUACCAUGUACAAUGCUCCAAUCAUGGUCGGUGGAAUGAACCCAAAUGGUCAUUUCAGCCAACGCCAAGUCACUCCUCCCGGUCCGUCCAUGGCCGGAAUGCCUGUUCCUCCAACUGUGUACUAUCCCGGCUUCGUUGGCGGUGCACCUAUCACUCCAGUGAACUUUCCCUCUAUGCCAUGGGGAGCCCAAGGAUCCGGGUUAAGCCAUACUCCCGCCAGUUCUUGGUCCUUUGAGGAAAAGAAUCCCUUGAGUGACUAUUCGGGUGUCAGCAAUGGCUUCCAUUCGUAUGGGUCAAUGAUGGAUCAGCGCACUCCUAUGUGCCCUUAUCCAAUGGUACAAGGCAUCCAGUUACAACAGCCAUGUCUUCAGUACCAGAUGAUGAAGACGCCAAAUGGCUACAUCGUUCAGGAUCUUGAGAUGCUCACCCAGCAGGAUCCCCCGAUUCCUCGGGCCAUUCCUGCCAUGUGGACUAACCAGUCCGACUUGACCCUUGCUAAAUGCCUUGAGAACCGUGAGGGUAUCACCAACGUCUACAUCCGUGGCUUUCCCCCUGAGACCACUGACGAGAUGCUUCACGCAUAUGCCUCCCGCUUUGGGGAAAUUGAUCGAUGCAAGGCAAUUGUGGAUCUGGAUACGGGACUCUGCAAGGGGUUUGCAUUCGUCCAGUUUUACAAUUUUGAGUCAUGCGAGAACUGUAUUCGUGGCUUCUACUACCUCGGCUAUCAAGCUUCUUUCGCUCAGAAAAGUCGCAACUCUCGUCUCAAGGACUUGGAAGAUAGGAACUCCACAAACAUUUACUGCACCAACGUACCAAUUGAGUGGUCCGAGGCUGACUUACGUCGCCACUUUGAACCCUAUCGGGUAGUAUCUGAAAAAAUCAGCCGUGAUGAAAAGACAGGAGUCAGCAAGGAAGUUGGGUUUGCUCGUUUUGAGAGCCGUGAAAUCGCUGAGCGUGUAGUCGAAGAGUUCCAUAAUGUUGCCGGCAAGGACGGACACAAACUGCUUCUUCGCUUCGCUGAUACCAAAGCCCAAAAGAUUUUGAAGCAGCAAUCCAACGAACGUCGUGCUUACCGCGCCGGGGAGUACAAUUAUUCUGUCGAGGUAGUUCAAGGCUCGACGCCUUCUCCUGCGACCUCACGGACCUUGGGAAAUGAACAUGUGUCACCUCUAUCUUUUCAGUCUCCUGUCGGUAUUGGCCCUGCGUGGACUCCUGCUACAACAAUCUCUCCCUCAAUUCCUGUGAAGAACGCUGGUGUUCGUCGUGCCCUUAAUGGAGUUCACCCGUUUGGAGCUCGUCCUUCGACAAACGGUGAGAAUGCUUCGGCGACCUCACGUGGUCGAGCUAUUGCGCCUGCUCCUGGUGCAUUGCAGCAAAAAGACGUUGUCAUUUCGCCUACUAAGCCUGCAGUUACCGUGAAUAUCACCACACCUCAGACCCUUACCAAAAAGACACCUGCAUUGCGCAAGUCGAGCUCCGUCUCUCCAGUUGCAUCCCGAAAGAACGUCGAGAAAUUUUCUCCAAAGUCCGCUGCUGCUUAG
Messenger RNA from Talaromyces marneffei, 1734 nucleotides. RefSeq lists its product as uncharacterized. Gene Ontology annotation, cellular component: nucleus; ribonucleoprotein complex; cytosol. The coding region runs from base 1 to 1734 and encodes 577 amino acids. Gene Ontology annotation, molecular function: poly(U) RNA binding; poly(A) binding; mRNA 3'-UTR binding. The transcript has 7 exons. The record is from RefSeq and is a predicted model, not a curated record. NCBI's taxonomy places the organism in Eukaryota, Fungi, Ascomycota, Eurotiomycetes, Eurotiales, Trichocomaceae.